Messenger RNA from Schistosoma haematobium, 1499 nucleotides. RefSeq names its product Lysine--tRNA ligase. NCBI's taxonomy places the organism in Eukaryota, Metazoa, Platyhelminthes, Trematoda, Strigeidida, Schistosomatidae. Gene Ontology annotation, cellular component: cytosol; aminoacyl-tRNA synthetase multienzyme complex; nucleus. The transcript has 3 exons. Gene Ontology annotation, molecular function: ATP binding; lysine-tRNA ligase activity; tRNA binding. Gene Ontology annotation, biological process: diadenosine tetraphosphate biosynthetic process; basophil activation involved in immune response; lysyl-tRNA aminoacylation. The record is from RefSeq and is a predicted model, not a curated record. Bases 321 to 767 code for a protein of 148 amino acids.
CGCGCAUUGAAUAGUGAGGAGCUGUCUCCGAAUUGUUGGCACAAUGACUAGGCAGUGUCCGAGAAUGAACGAUCGCCUGGCUGGCGAAUUCUUGGAACCCUUGUGUGUUAACCCAACUUUUCUUACAUGUCAUCCAUGUAUAAUGAGUCCUUUGGCUAAAGAACAUAGAUCUCGUCCAGGUUUGACGGAACGCUUUGAAUUGUUUAUGCUAAAUAAAGAACUUUGUAAUGCAUAUACAGAGCUGAAUGAUCCAGUUGUACAACGUGAACGAUUCUUGGAACAGGCUAAAGUAGGACAAGGCAGCAGGCGACGCUGAAGCCAUGGUGACGGAUGAACAGUUUCCCACGGCUUUAGGUUACGGUCUUCCGCCAACUGCAGGUUGGGGUCUCGGUAUUGAUAGAUUAACUAUGUUCCUGACAAAUACAAAUAACAUUAAGGAAGUUAUCUUGUUCCCUGCUAUGAAACCUGAAGCCAACAGUGCCGCACCCCUAAAUCCAACGUCUGAAAAGCCACAAGAUAAUAAGUCUUCUGUUUCUGUUAAUAGUUACAUACCAGCUGAACUGUUAAGCAAUACUGAAAAUUUACCAGAUAAUACUGUACUUUUGGAUAGCAGUAAUUUAUCGCCUAAAUCAUCAUUAUCACCUCAAAUCAAAGUAUCACCAGUACCAACUUCAAAAACACAAAAUUCUCCAAGUCAAGAAACUAGUGAAACGCCACCUUCCAGUACAGGUAAAGGCGGAAAGAAGAAAAAGGGACGACGAUCAUAAUUCCCAAAAAGGUUAUGACUGUUAAUGAGAAACCUGAGGUAGACAUUAAUGGUGUACUGUAAAUGCAUUUCACAAGGAUAACCUUUUGCUUAUGCUUUUUUGGUACAAAUAAAAUUUCACAUGAUCUACCUAAGUUUUGUGUUGUGUUGUUUCAUGUGUUUGUCUUAAUGAAACACUUUAUCCACGUUUAUCUUUGUGAUAGAAUACAUGCUUGAUUUUUGUCACAUAAGCGUAUUAACACUGUCCGAGCACUUGUCACAUAUAACACUGGUUUAAAAGGUAACAAAUUACUACUCAUACGACAGAUAUUUAGGGUACAAUCAUGUUUAUUUUAUCGGUUUCAUGGAGUGUGUAAUUGAAAUUUCCAGAUAAGCGUUCGAUUACUCAAAUGUUAAUCUAUGUUCAUGUCGAACAAUGUGUUAUCGUUGAAGCAGUGUAAUCUUACCAUUCAUACUUAUGGAGGCAGAUAAACAGUAAGAUCUGGUAGUAAUCUGUGUCUGUCUAGGUUAAUAUUCUCCACAAUAUAGUAAUCAAUUUAUUCACUAGGUACUUGCGUAUGAACACACUCUAAAUGUAAGAGUUACCGACACUAUUGCGGUUGCCCAAACUUAAUUAGAAGGAGUUGAUUUUUAAUUAGAGAAUUGAUGGUCAAAAUUUGACAUGGUAGGACCUUGGGGAACGGUUGUUCCAGCCAGUGUAGCUCGGUUGCUCCAUCACGAUGGGCAAGCCCGA